AAAUGUCUUCUUCGACUUUUGCGGGCCUGUAAAACUUGUUAGAAAAUCUACGGCAGUGUAGAACAGGUUUACGGUCAAUAUCAUCAGAGAGGCACCGGAAUUAUUGCGAUUGCCGGGAAGCUGAUCGGGGAUCUCCGGAUCGGGAGAUCGGGGAAUCGCCGGUUGAUGUGGAAACUGCGGGUUGAAGAGCAAGUAGGCGGGCGCUGGUCCGGUCAGCAGUCUGUCUGCUGCUGAGUCACGGAGGCGGGGAGUACUUAACAACUGGAAAGUACAUGCCACGUGUGCAGGUCCUGCUCCUCGGUUCUUGCCUCGUCACACAACGUCCCCGAAGAAUGCAGGCCCGAUCUCCUUGCGCAGGCAGCAAUCGCCUGCCGCUGCAUCGUUCGCAGAUUCGCCGUGCUCGCCCAUGGCGAUCCGCUCGAUCAUUUUGCAACGCGAACAACUGACUCUCGAAGACCCGACCUCUCUGAAAUUCGUGCGAUCGCUGCUGCGCUCUCUGCAACGGGAAGCGCACGAGAGACACUCGCGGAGGACAGUCUCCACGGGAACGCAGAGUGGAAACGGAUGAUCGGAUGACUCUGUAUUGAUGGAAGGGAAGAUGGGAGUUCGAGCUUUGCAGAUUCUCAGAGCGAGAGCUUCUUUUGGCAGCGUGAAUUUCGCCCGGGGUUUCGCGGGGUCUGCAGAUCGAGAAGGAGCGGAGACCAGACUCUUCGCACCGUGCGAGCGCACGGUGCGAAGAGAUUCUCUGGCUCAGAGCGGAAGAAUUGUGGCUCCGGGCAUCCAUUCAAGGCGAUGGAACAGCAGUGUGGCAGCAUCGUCUACAGGGGCUGUUCUGGGACCGCUGAAGGGCAACAAGGCGGACGUUGCGAUCAUCGGCGGAGGAAUUGUCGGACUGGCGACUGCGCGGGAGAUCACCCAAAGGUUCCCCAAACUGUCCGUCGUUGUCUUGGAGAAGGAAAACGAUCUCGUGAGGCACCAAACAUCACACAACAGUGGAGUGAUUCAUGCAGGUAUAUACUACCAGCCGGGUACCGAAAUGGCCAGACUUUGCGUUGAUGGAGCUCGAAGAAUGUACAAAUAUUGCGAAAGAAAUGACCUUCCUCAUGAACGGGUGGGCAAGCUAAUAGUCGCCACACGGGAACGAGAGCUGCCAGUGUUGGAAGAUCUGCACCAAAGGGCGACUGCCAACGGUGUGCAAGGUCUUGAGCUGCUUAGCCCGAAGCAGAUCACCGACCUGGAGCCCAACGUCAGGGCUCUUCGAGCUCUUCAUUCUCCGAACACUGGCAUCGCAAACUAUGCCAGAAUUGCGUUAUCUUAUGCAGACGACUUUCUCAGAAACGGACGAGGACAGAUACGGACUGGAUUCAAUGCAAAAAAUGUAUCUGCAGACGAGGUUAAAGGUGUAGAAGUGCAGGCUAAAACCGGGGAGACAGUGAAGGCCAGAUGGCUGAUAACUUGCGCGGGGCUGCAAUCGGACUACGUGGGGAAAAUGGCUGGUGGUGCCAAGGGUCCUACGGUGCUUCCUUUCCGGGGCACUUAUCACGAGCUGAGACCAGAGUUCCGUAAUCUAAUCAAACGCAACAUUUACCCAGUGCCAGAUCCAGCAUUCCCUAUGGUGGGAGUCCAUUUGACACCACGAACGGAUGGACGAGUUCUGAUUGGUCCUAAUUCUGCGCUAGCUCUGGCAAAAGAAGGUUACAAAUUCUGGCACGUCAAUUUGAAAGAUGCCAUUACGUUUGGAUUGAACAGAGGACUUUGGAAGCUUGUCCUCGGAAAUCCAGGUAUUGUCUUUCAAGAGAUCUGGCGAGAUAUCAACACCAAAGCCUUCGUUAGAGAAGCACAAAGAUAUUGUCCCAAGUUGCAGGUGGAACACACAACAACGGGGUGGGCUGGAGUGCAUGCUGUGGCUAUAGAUGACAGCGGGCAAAUCGUCGGAAACUUUCUAUUCGAAAGCUUGAGCUCUGGAGUAGUCCUGAAUGUUCGAAAUGCUCCCUCUCCUGCAUGCACUUCGUCUUUGGCCAUUGCCACAACGGUUGUUGACAGAGCUGCGAAGGAUUUCGCUUGGAAGGGUGACCAGGGCACUAUAGAUUGAAAUACCCCGAAAAUAUUCUAACAACCGUAUGCAAGUUUUGCCCUACGAUGUUUUAUGUCAAACAACAACACGAAUCCGUGUCGAUGAUUAUUCAAUGGUCUAGGUACUUCGUGUCAUGAACUUCCCUCAAAAUCAAAUUUCCUCGAGUGUCUAUGAGGACGAUUUUAUUCUGGGUCAAAGUGGUCCUUAUACCAAGAUUCCUUAUUCCUGGGUAGCGCAUCUCAAGUUGAAAGAAAAAAUAUCUCCCUAAGUGUCACACCCAUUGUACAGAUACCUCGGGUAAUAAAAAUGUUCAAAAUGCCGAAAGCAGUCUUUACCUACAGUUUACUUUGGAUAUUCAAGAAGCUGUACAUAAAAAUGUUUUAGAUCGGAAAAUACCAUAUAAAGAAACGUCGAUUCUUU
Marchantia polymorpha subsp. ruderalis is the source of this 2494-nucleotide messenger RNA. Lineage: Eukaryota; Viridiplantae; Streptophyta; Marchantiopsida; Marchantiales; Marchantiaceae. The record is from the annotation of a GenBank genome assembly.